Messenger RNA from Grammomys surdaster, 6180 nucleotides. RefSeq names its product zinc finger protein 526 (gene Znf526). Bases 280 to 2301 code for a protein of 673 amino acids. NCBI's taxonomy places the organism in Eukaryota, Metazoa, Chordata, Mammalia, Rodentia, Muridae. Gene Ontology annotation, biological process: negative regulation of transcription by RNA polymerase II. Gene Ontology annotation, molecular function: DNA-binding transcription repressor activity, RNA polymerase II-specific. The transcript is spliced from 4 exons. The record is from RefSeq and is a predicted model, not a curated record.
GGAUAGUGAAGGGUCCCACACUCCUGGAGUGGAGGGUCUGUGUCAAGAGCGGCAGGGGCUGCUUGGAGAGGCGUCGGUGGAGCCCCUGCUGUGUGCUGGACUCAGCUUGAGCUCGCUUGCACACCCCACCCCUGGAGGGGGCUCUCAGGCUGCAGAGCAGAGGAAUCUGAGACCUGACUAAAGUGGCUACGACAGGCUCAGAAACAUGGGACCAUGAAAGGCUGAGGCAUAAACGUUUAACUACAGCUUGACUGACAGACUGGCGCUGCCUUCCCCAUAAUGGCAGAGAUGGUGGCCGAGGCGGCUGAGAUACCAACACAAGCACCAGGAGCGGUGGAAAUUUCAACCGCCGUGUCAGGAGAGCUGGCGGAGAUGGCAACAGCAGUGACUGAGAUGACCUCUGGGGAGGCCCUUGCCUCAUCCCUCUUCUUCCAACACCACCAGUUCAUGUGCUCGGAGUGUGGCAGCCUCUACAACACCCUGGAGGAGGUCCUCUCCCACCAGGAACAACACCUGCUCCCCAUGUCAGAGGAGGAGACGCUGACCACCCAGGACACAGGCCUGGAGCCCGAGCUAGUGCCUAGCACCGGGGAGGGACCUUUCCAGUGUGGUGAAUGUAGCCAGCUCAUCCUCUCUCCCGGCGAGCUCCUAGCCCACCAGGAUGCCCACCUGCAGGAGUCUGCAAGCCAGAUCCAGUACCAGUGUGGAGACUGCCAGGAGCUCUUCCCGUCACCUGAGCUGUGGGUAGCUCAUCGCAAGACUCAGCACCUUUCCAGUGCAGCAGAUGAGCCACCACCUCCUUUGCCUCCCCCGACACCCCCACCUCCACCACCGGAAGUCAAGAUGGAGCCCUACGAGUGCCCAGAGUGUUCCACCCUUUGUGCCACCCCUGAGGAGUUCUUGGAGCAUCAGGGCACCCACUUUGACUCCCUGGAGAAAGAAGAGCGCAAUGGGUUAGAAGAAGAGGAGGAAGAGGAGGAGGAGGAGGAGGAGGAGGAGGAAGAGGAGGGCGAGGAGGAAGAUGAUGAUGAAGAGACCGAUGAGGACGAAGCAUCCACAGAGCUCACUGCUGAUGACACAGGAGGUGACAAGUCCACGGCUGACCCGGCUCAGAGCUGUGGGGACUGUUCCCAGCACUGUACCUCUUCAGGGGCACACCGCAAACACCGAAGGGCAUCUCGUGGCCCAGCAUCAGCCACGCACGCCUUCCACUGCAGCCAGUGUCAGCGCAGCUUCAGCUCAGCUAACCGGCUGGUAGCCCACAGCCGGGCCCACGUGGGCGGGACCCAUGAGUGUACCACCUGCUCCAAGGUCUUCAAGAAGGCGGCCUCUCUGGAGCAGCACCAGCGGCUGCACCGUGGGGAAGCCCGCUAUCUCUGUGUGGACUGUGGCCGUGGCUUUGGCACCGAGCUCACACUGGUGGCCCAUCGGCGGGCCCAUACUGCCAACCCACUGCACCGCUGUCGCUGUGGCAAGACCUUCAGCAACAUGACCAAGUUCCUCUAUCACCGACGAACUCACACAGGGAAAAGCGGAACCCCCACCAGGGUGGCCACUGUCUCCCCAGCUCCAGCUGAGCCCACCCCCCCGCCCCCACCCCCACCCGCCCAGCUGCCCUGCCCACAGUGCCCCAAGUCCUUUGCUUCAGCCUCCAGGCUCUCCAGGCACCGGCGCGCAGUGCACGGCCCCCCUGAACGCCGGCACAGGUGUGGGGUCUGUGGCAAGGGCUUCAAGAAGCUCGUUCAUGUGCGCAACCACCUGCGGACACACACGGGCGAGAGGCCCUUCCAGUGUCACUCCUGCGGCAAGACCUUUGCUUCUCUAGCCAACCUCAGCCGCCACCAGCUGACCCACACAGGAGUGCGCCCCUACCAAUGCCUGGACUGUGGCAAGCGCUUUACACAGAGCUCCAACCUGCAGCAGCACCGGCGGCUACACCUUCGGCCUGUGGCCUUUGCACGCGCCCCUCGCCUUCCCAUCACUGGUCUCUACAACAAGAGCCCCUACUACUGUGGGACCUGCGGCCGCUGGUUCCGCGCCAUGGCAGGCCUUCGGCUGCAUCAGAGGGUCCAUGCCCGAGCCAGGAGUUUGACACUACAGCCUCCCAGGUCACCGUCUCCAGUCCCACCCCCAGCCCCUGAACCCCAGCAGACUAUCAUGUGCACAGAGCUGGGGGAGACCAUCGCCAUCAUUGAGACCUCCCAGCCACUGGCACUGGAGGACACGCUGCAGCUCUGCCAGGCGGCACUGGGGGCCAGCGAAGCCAGCGGACUGCUGCAGUUGGACACGGCCUUCGUGUGACGAGGCACAAGAGCAGUGCUAAAGAGGGUUUGCUUACAAGCUCGGGUCUAGGCACCUCAGGGGAGCAGAGGACCCCUCCUGGCAAGCUGGUCUGGCACCCACAUGUCAGGGUCCACCCUGCUGGCCUCUUCUAACUGCUGACUCCUCAGGGUUUCUCCUGUCACCUUUCCCUGCCCAAGGUGAAACUGAAGCUCUGACAGUGAUGUCGUCUGUCUCAGCCCCUACCACUGUGUUGCAGAGUGGGGUUUGCCAAGGCUCUUUGUACGGCAGCAUCUGGUGCUCAGCAACAUCAGGUAACCUUUAUUGAGCACCAACCACAUGCCAGGCCUGUGCCAGACAUUCCCAUGUACCUCUAAAGAUCUUCUGCUUCUAACUCCCCACCCCAACCCCCACCAUCCCAGGACUUGGGGUGUUUGGGACUUAGCUCUACCUGGUAUAGGAAGGCACUUAGUUUCACGGGGCUUGCUUCAUUUCAGUUUUGACAGUGGGAAAAGAAAUCUGUAGGUGACCGCAGUACUCAGCUCAGCCUGGGUGACAUUGAAGACCCAGGAAUGAACCAGUCACAGCUCUGCACUGAGGCAUGCUCAGCCCAGCAGAGGCAACUGACUCAAGUACAGCCAGUUAUCCAGACAGUGCUGCCUGUGCCUCGCUCAGCCUGUGUGCCCAGGGCUUCCCUCACACACCGUGGUGCUGCAGGCUAAUGCAGUCAGGUCUAAGGAUUCCUGGGCUGAGGUGGGGAUGUGCAGGGACAGUGGAACUGGGAAGAGACUUCCUAGUGGCAACAGUUCUUGAAGUAAAAGUAGGAAUCUGGCAGCACAAGAGGAAACUAACCUCUCAGGCAGGCCAUCCAGUUACAACUGCAGUACACAGUAUCAGGCAGAACACGUAAUGUCCCUCAGGCCUGAGAUGGUCCUGUGUACUGUCCUGGCUGUACAAGUAGGGACAGCACUGAGAAUGCCCAGGGUCUCAGGCUGAGGGGAGGGACUGUGAGAUGGGAAUACAGCUCUUAGGCCCAUCUCUAUUCUGAGUAAGACCUGACCCCUCAGUGACCACAGCCAAUACUCGGACCAUCCCUUGACCCAGGGCAGCCAUGCUCAUCCUGGUUCGUGACCGGUUUGAAAGGAGGAUGAGAUCAGCCCUGCAGAGCAGGAAUGUACCCCUGGCGCUGAUGUAAGCAUCUAGCAGGGCCCACAGUCUUGGACUCCCCUCAAGGAUCUGUUCCAAAAUUACUUUUUCUGCAUCGGUAGAAUCCAUCAGAAGGGCCCAGAGCUGCUCCCUCCCAGGUCCUCUUCCUUCUGCAGCACCCUACCCACUCAUGCUUGGCACAUGGAGCGAUGCCAUUCCCUUCUGCCCAUGGUCCCCACCAUCUGGCUCCAGCAUAUUUUAAAAGUCAAGGGAAAGAGCCAGGCAGAGUGGCACAAGCCUGUAAUCGCAGUGUUUGGGAUUCUAAGGCAAGAUGAUCUUGAGUUCCAGGCAACCCUGAGCUGUACUGGAAGACUAGCUCAAAACCAGCUCAGAGAGAGACAGAGAGAGAGAGAGAGACCGACCUCCGCCUUCCAAACACCCCUAAGAGAAGUGAAGCGAGUGGGUGCCGUGCUUCAGACAGGACAGACACCCUGUGCCCUGGGAACCUGCCUGUCCCACAUCCAUACUCCUCUCACGGGGCCUGCAGGCAAUUAGACAUUUGGUCUGAGAGACUCAUCAUCCAGGGUCUCACUGACCACCCGGGAUGUCCAUCCUUCCCUUCAUUAACAGAGUUUGUGCCAGGAAAGGGGCAAGUUCCACGUUUGUGGCGGGCAAGCAUUAAGUGGUACGGGGGGUUCUGGCUUCUCAGUGUCCCUCUGCCUGAAGUGGAACUCAUUCCAAACCCUGAACCCCUCAUUCUGUGCAAACAGGCAGCCAGACAGGAAGAAGGGUUUCAUGCCAAUAAUUUAUUGAACGGAGGUCUGUACACAGGCAAACCUUACUGUGGAAACUAAGACACCAGGGGCUCUCCCUACCCCCCUCCUUCCAGGAUGGGGAGGGGGAGGAAAGCCUUGGGAGCAGAGGACAAGAGGGGGGUACAGCUGAGGGGAGGGCAGGUUGGAUGGUGUGAAUCGACGUUUUCUUUAAGAAAAAAAUUAUAACAAUCUAUUUACACCCAGGGGGCCAGGGAAGGGAAAAGGAGAUGGGCUGGGCUGGUUCUAUUUACAAGGGACAUGGGGUAGGGGGAGUGGUAGCCUGGGGGAGGGGAGGAGACCAAGGGGGUAGGAGGUCCUCAUACCCCCAAACCCCGUCCUUCCUUCUCUUCCCUCCCCCACAAACAGUUAAAAUCCUCUUUAAAAAGCCCACCACAAAGGUGAGGCUGGUGAGGGAGGCCUAGAUGCUGGGGUAGUUCAUUUACCUCUGCCCUCUAGUCUAGGGGCCCAGCCAGGGCAGGAGCUUGAUGGGCUGUGGCCCCCUUCCCAGCCCCACUUGGGCCUUCCCAGAUGGACGUGGAGGGGUAGUCGUUGGGGCCCUCAGGAAGAGUUAGUGAGGGUAGGUGUGGCAUCGGGUGCCUGCCAGUCUUGGCCAGUCUGAUUCUCAGUUAAAGCUGAAGGAAGGAGAGGGAGGGGCAGUUGGCCUUUGCAUCGUGCCCCACGCCCACAAGAGAACAGCUUGCUUCAAAACACUAUUCAAGAAGCUGACAGCUGUCACUCUGGGUUCAGGGUUACAAACUCAGAUGCCAAAGGGCCAACAUGACACUAAAGUGGCUCACACCAAGGAGCCAGGCUCCAUGGAAGAAAAGGGGAGCGGCUGCAGUCAGGAGAGGCAGGCUCAUGGUUGCCGGGCCUGACCUUCUUCCCCCUUAAAAACAGGACAUCAGGUUCUUACCCAGAAUGGCCCAAUCUUCAAAUGUGGGUAACUUUUUGUUUAUUUGUUCAGACCAAAAAAUGUUUGGUCUUCCAGUUAGCAUUUAAACACAAAUGUGGGCAACACUGCCCUACAAAGCUGGUUGCUGACAUACUGUAAAAUAUGCCUUCUGUGCCAUCGGAUGUCAACAACUCCAAACCCACAGGAAAUGUUAAAAGCCAACAACAACCCUCACUUGACCCUUGGCACAGUGUUCCCCAGCUUACCUUGUGAGGAUGAGGUGAGGGCAGCAGGGCCUGCUGGGGACCUCAAGUGAGGAGGGAUGAGAAUGGCAUUGAGAGACGGUUGGAUGGACAGUUCUAGAGACAGGAAUUAACAUGGCCGGUCAGGGUUAGGAUGGGGACCAAACAAGGACCCCAGUUCCUGGCAAGGCCAGGUGGAAGAGACUUCAGCCACAGGACUCUUAGGUGGAAAAGUGGGAAAGGCCUAGCAUCCAGCUACAGUGUGGAGACAGCUGCUGAGCCAGGGCUACCUCGGACCCUCUCAGCCUCCCAGUCCUGUUCCAGCACCAAACCUCCACGUCAUCCCGAGCGUCUCCACUGACCCCAGGCUAUGCUCACCACCAGGACUGAAGUUGAAGAGGGGGGGAAGCGGGCGGUUGUUGGGGAGCUGGGUUCCGAGAAUCCGUAGUUCAUCAAAGAAGCUGUGGGCACAGGCCUCCAGUGGGGAGAGCCUUGAGGACGGCGUGUACUCCAGCAGGCUAGAGCAGAGUGCAAUGGCCUCAGGUGGCGUCCGAGAUUUGAAUACCUGUGGGUUAAUUCAGCGGGUAAGAGGUGCUGUGACACCCGUGUCGUGUGCCCUUCUGUGGCAGCCUGCUCUCCAAACCCCACCUCCCCAGUAAGGAGACAGACACAUGAGAUGGGCGCUGGCUCGGGGUCCAUGACUUGUGAAUCCUGGUGCGUAGUUGCCACCAUAUGAAUGGGAAUCUUGUAUUUACCUGAGUUCUCAACUUUUAAAAUUCUAUAAACAUCACAACCUCAAAGUGUU